Molecule: messenger RNA, 942 nt
Organism: Acomys russatus (golden spiny mouse)
Lineage: Eukaryota; Metazoa; Chordata; Mammalia; Rodentia; Muridae
Gene: Foxi2
Product: forkhead box I2
Exons: 2
Coding region: 1-942 (313 amino acids)
Biological process (GO): cell differentiation; regulation of transcription by RNA polymerase II; anatomical structure morphogenesis
Molecular function (GO): RNA polymerase II cis-regulatory region sequence-specific DNA binding; DNA-binding transcription factor activity, RNA polymerase II-specific
Source: RefSeq, a predicted model, not a curated record
AUGCCUGGGUUUUGCGACGGCCUGGGUUCCUGCUCGGUCCCGCCCGGCCUGGCCAGGGCCGUCGCGCAUCCCUCGGGCUAUGGCCGUGCGGAUUUGGGCUCUGGCCGGCGCCUGUGGGUGAACUCGGCUGCACUCAGCCCGGCGCCCUAUGCAGCGGGACCGGGACCGGCACCAUCCUAUGCAGCGGCGGCCCUCGCGGCCCCGGGUUCGCUCCUCAGCGCAGCAGGCGGCCUGGCGGGCGCAGAUCUUGCCUGGCUGAGCUUGUCCGGACAGCAGGAGCUGCUGAGGCUGGUACGGCCGCCUUACUCCUAUUCCGCGCUGAUCGCCAUGGCCAUCCAGAGCGCGCCAUUGCGCAGGCUGACGCUCAGCCAGAUCUACCAGUACGUGGCUGGCAAUUUCCCCUUCUACAAGCGCAGCAAGGCGGGCUGGCAGAACUCCAUCCGCCACAACCUGUCGCUCAAUGAUUGCUUUAAGAAGGUGCCUCGAGAUGAGAACGACCCAGGUAAAGGCAACUACUGGACGCUGGACCCAAACUGCGAGAAAAUGUUUGACAAUGGGAACUUCCGAAGGAAGAGGAGGAGGAGAGGAGAGACCAGCGGGGCCACUGCAGCUGGAACCAACAGCCCAGGAGGAGCCUCACUGGAGCCACCGCUGCGUGUCUUGGCUUCCCAGGACUUGCAGACCUCACCAUCCCCGCCUGCACCUGAGACCACCUCUUGCCUCUCCGACUUCUCCACGGCCGUGGGCGCCCUGGCUGGCAGCUUUGGCACCGUCCCCGAUGGCCUGACCCGUGACUUCUCUUUAAGAAGGGUGCCAACCGUGGCUGCCCACGGUCCUCAGAUCCCUAACACCGUGCCUAGCCUGGCCUCUGUCCAUCAGACAGGGGCUACCGGCUUUAGGGCGGGUCACCUAGUCUAUACCCAGGAAGGGACUGAAGUUUGA